Pseudozyma hubeiensis SY62 is the source of this 1116-nucleotide messenger RNA. Its product is annotated as 3-isopropylmalate dehydrogenase. Lineage: Eukaryota; Fungi; Basidiomycota; Ustilaginomycetes; Ustilaginales; Ustilaginaceae. Gene Ontology annotation, biological process: L-leucine biosynthetic process. The record is from RefSeq and is a predicted model, not a curated record. The transcript is spliced from 3 exons. Bases 1 to 1116 code for a protein of 371 amino acids. Gene Ontology annotation, molecular function: NAD binding; magnesium ion binding; 3-isopropylmalate dehydrogenase activity. Gene Ontology annotation, cellular component: cytosol.
AUGUUCAAGAUCAUGGUACUGCAAGGUGAUCACAUCGGGCCCGAAAUCAUGGCCGAGGUCUUGCCGCUGUUCAAUCUCAUCGAGACUCGCUUUGAUAUCAAGAUCGAGACGGUCGAACGAUUGAUCGGAGGUGCGUGCCUGGACACGCACGACUGUCCGAUCCAAGAUAGCACGCUGCAAGAAGCUUUGGGGUGUCAUGCCGUUCUAUUGGCAAGCGUCGGGGGUCCGAAAUGGGACGUGGGAGAUUCAAGUAGAAGACCAGAGACCGGCAUCUUGCGGAUGCGAAAACACCUCAAUCUGUAUGCAAAUGUGAGGCCCGCAAAGAUCAUCUCGGAGCGCCAACUCAGGCUCAGCUCUUUGAAGGAAGACGUCGUUCGAGGCGUCAACAUCAUCACGCUACGCGAGAAUGCGGGUGGCAUCUACUUUGGCAAGAAAGAGGAGCCAGAUGAGCAUGCUUGGCGAGCUUCGGACCUUUGCGAGUACACGCGAGAGGAGAUCGUUCGCCUCACUCGCGUAGCAGCGGCCCUUUCCCUCGCCAACGAUCAAGAGCCGCUACCCAUCAUUUCGGUCGACAAGGCCAAUGUGAUGGCAUCAUCGCGGCUCUGGCGCCAAGUGGUCACAGAGACCAUUCGCGAUGAGUACCCGCAGCUUGUCGACAAAUUGAGCCACCACCUCGUCGAUUCUGCUGCGAUGGUGCUGGCAAGAGACCCGCGCAAGCUCAACGGCGUCAUCCUCACCGAGAACCUGUUUGGCGACAUUCUGAGCGAUCUCGCCUCGGUCAUCCCUGGAUCUCUUGGUCUGCUCGGAUCUGCCGAGAUGGACGGUCCCCCCAGGUCUCAUGAUCGGGACAGAUUGCCAAUGGGUGUCUACCAGCCAGUUUCGGGUUCGGCGCCUGACAUCGCAGGCAAGGGUAUCGCCAACCCCAUCGGAAUGUUCGAAUCUUUUGGCCUCAUGUGCCGAUGGUCGCUCGGUUUGACAGAGGCGGCCGACGCGAUAGACAGCGCCAUCAAGCAAUGCCUCGAGACGGGUCAAUGCACAAGCGACGUCGGUGGAACGCUAUCUACGCAGCAAGCGGGAAGCGUGCUGAGGCAACUGAUCCGAGAAGCGUUGGGAUGA